CGUACAUACGGACAGACGGGCAUGGCUCAAUCGACUUCGUUAUUGAUGCUGAUCAAAACCAAACGAUUCCUUCUACCUGUUACAUACUACAUUCGAAUCUAAUGCCCCUUUAAUUAACUAGUAAGCGGUAUGAAAACAUAUGUCACAGGCAGUGGGACAGAACCAUAAAAUUAAUAUAAGUCUGGAUAUAAAGGUUCUUGGGAAUAAUGUUGUGGAUAAGACUAACAAACCAGGCGAAAACGCCACAUAUGGUUUUAAAAAUAGGUGGUGCAAGUAAUAUGAAGCACACAUUGCGAACCAGACCGAAAGACCAAAACCAAAAACCAUGUUAACAUAUCAGGAGCUAGACACCGACAACGGCGUCAAAGGCGGAGUGGUGAAAUUUGAGCUGGAAUAUCCGGAGGAUCAGACGAUAGAGGUUCCGCUUCUGAUUGACAGCUAUGAUAACGAAAUAAACCAGCAUUCAGAGCUUGAGCAAUAUGAUUUUAAUGGGGAACCAGAGUGCUGCAACCGUCAACCGGGAUUCCGGGCCAAGCUUAAGGGCGCGUCAGCUCAGGAGGCCAAACAUAAAAUACUGCUCGCAAUUAUUUUGUGUUUCAUUUUUAUGACUAUUGAAUUCAUUGGUGGAUAUAUGGCAGGAAGCCUGGCCAUUAUGACGGAUGCAGCGCAUUUAGCAUCUGAUUGCGUUAGUUUCGUCAUCGCCAUAGUCGCAAUUUGGGUAGGUGGCCGACCACCGGACGGACAAAUGUCCUUUGGUUACAAACGCUUCGAGGUCAUCGGAGCUUUGUCAUCCAUACUGGGUAUUUGGCUACUAACCACUUUACUCGUGGUCUUAGCCGUUCAGAGAAUCUACUCCCAGGACUUUGAGCUGGACGUCGAAAUGAUGAUGGUUAUAUCAGGCAUUGGCAUUGGCAUUAAUAUCAUAAUGAUGCUCGUUUUACAUGGCUCCUGGACUCAGAGCGACAUACGACACGGCCACAGCCACAAUCACGGAUCAUCCCGUAGCCAUCUCGACUCCUACUCUUUUCCGGCAGUAAGUAGCGAAAGUUUAGUAAUGACAGCGGCAGAGAAGUCAUCGAAGAUAACUGAACAAAAUUUAAGUGGGCGUAAUAUUGUUAUAAAAACGUCGAGGAAACCAUUACAGAAGUCUGGGCUUACAAAAACACAACUGCCACACGUCGAGAAAAACUUUAAUCUGCGAGCAGCUAUGCUUCAUGUGAUUGGGGAUCUGGUGCAAAGUAUUGGCGUUUUCCUGGCCGCCAUCUUAAUAAAAUUUUACCCAAAUGCUAAAUAUGCAGAUCCAUUGUGCACUCUCCUUUUUUCAAUUAUUGUAAUUUUGACAACAGUCCAAUUAUUUCGGGAAUCUAUUGCUAUCCUCGUUAACGCAGUCCCACAAAACCUUAACCUGCGGACCUUGCAUUACGAGCUGAGCAGCCUAAAAGGUGUCAGAUCUGUGCACCACCUCAACGUGUGGCAGCAAGCCACUCAGCAAACCGUAAUGAUGGUCCAUCUCGCCAUAUACUCUCGAACUGACAGUACUGAGGUUCUGGAAGCGGCAACAGAGCUCAUCUCUGGCCCAAAAUACAAUAUCGACCAUGCAACCAUUCAAAUCGAGCAAGAAAAUACCAUCUUACCUUAAUAAUGAAAAGAAAUCAUCUGCAAAAAUUUCAAAUGUAUAUAUUUAUAAUUCUAUGGGUGUCAUUAUUAAUGCUACUUUUUGAUUCUAGUUUAUGAGAUGAUUUUUAUUUUCUGUAACCAAAUCCACACACCUAAAAAAAAUUGUGUUAAAUUUAAUAAAAUAAAAGAGC
Messenger RNA from Drosophila eugracilis, 1808 nucleotides. RefSeq names its product zinc transporter 2 (gene ZnT41F). The transcript has 10 exons. Lineage: Eukaryota; Metazoa; Arthropoda; Insecta; Diptera; Drosophilidae. Gene Ontology annotation, biological process: zinc ion transmembrane transport; response to zinc ion. The coding region runs from base 326 to 1639 and encodes 437 amino acids. Gene Ontology annotation, molecular function: zinc ion transmembrane transporter activity. Gene Ontology annotation, cellular component: plasma membrane. The record is from RefSeq and is a predicted model, not a curated record.